AUGGCAACAGACGAAAUUACACAACGCAUUCUCCGCAUCUCGGACAUUGAUAAUGAACCUCAAGAGAUACUCGCGCCAAUUCAUAGCUAUGAUCAAAUGCCAUUGAUGUCACUUGAAGAAGCCGUACAACCACUCGUUCCUAUUCUACCUGCAGUACAAGAUUAUGCUUAUAUGGCCAAAGAAAAAUGCAAGAAACCUGAAGAUGGUUUGACACAAGAUGAGUCAGCUUCGAUUAUGCUCUACUCGAUGGGAUGGGAACCACUCGAACAAUGUCUAUAUUUUGCUUUGAAUGCCGCACUUCGAUCAGCAGAUAGACAAAAUCUUGAUCCAUGGUACCUCUAUCUCAAAUUGAUUCUAACUGCACUCUCACGUCUACAAUCUCAACAUCGAUUUGUCUAUCGAGGCGUUAAAACAGAUUUGAGUGAUCGCUAUCGAAAAGGUGAGAAAAUUGUAUGGUGGGGAUUUUCCUCAUGUACUAUCUCAAUUGAUGUACUACAAUCUGAAUUAUUUCUGGGUAAAACAGAAACAAGAACGAUGUUUACUAUUGAAUGCAAUUCAGGCAAAGAUAUUCGUAAUCAUUCCUUUUUUUCAAAUGAAGAUGAAAUACUUCUUCCUGCUGCUAUCCAAUUUAAAGUUGUUGGUUGUCUCGAUCAAGGCCCUGCUCUUAAAGUGAUUCAACUGAAAGAAAUUGAGUCACCCAUACCAUUAAUACAACCAGUGACACUUGCUGUUCAUUCGAAUGCAGCAUUAUCUAGUAAGUAA
Rotaria sordida is the source of this 762-nucleotide messenger RNA. NCBI's taxonomy places the organism in Eukaryota, Metazoa, Rotifera, Eurotatoria, Philodinida, Philodinidae. The record is from the annotation of a GenBank genome assembly.